This is a messenger RNA of Zea mays, 930 nucleotides long. RefSeq lists its product as uncharacterized. NCBI's taxonomy places the organism in Eukaryota, Viridiplantae, Streptophyta, Magnoliopsida, Poales, Poaceae. The record is from RefSeq and is a predicted model, not a curated record. The coding region runs from base 108 to 641 and encodes 177 amino acids. The transcript is spliced from 5 exons. Gene Ontology annotation, biological process: regulation of cilium movement.
GGACGACCUGUUACAAAAUGAACCCCUGUCCGCCGCCGCCUCGUGUGGCCGUUCCCGUUCCGUCUCCCAGGAGCGAGACCCGAAGUUUCUAGAGCCUUCGGGCCGAGAUGGUCGUGUUGCACGUGAAGUUGGCGCCACCCGCUGCCGCCGCCGCCACCGCCGCCGCCUCCUCUCCCAUGCAGGACGUGGACGAGGAGACGGAGUUCCUGUACGAGUGCGCCGCCUCUGCGGUCGUCGCGGACGUCGCGGCCGCCCUCGGCGCGCUAGCGGGCCUCCAGGCCGCCAUCCUCUCCCUCUGCCGCCGCCUUCGAGCGAGGUGUGCUGGUGCGAUGGGCGAGCUCGAGAGGGCGCUGGACGAGGCCGAGGCCUACGCUUCUAAGGUGCAGCGCAACAGAUUCCUGUCUCCUCGUGCUCUAAGGGAACAUAUCAAGAACAUCGAGAAGAAAUGCGCUAAUACUCUACAAGAACCUCUGGAGGCAUUGUCUCUGCAAGAGUCAUCAUCAGACAACAAGCAUGAGAGAAUACAGAUUUGGUGGGCUGGGAAAGAGCUAGCCAUGGACCAGAAGCUAUCCGACUAUAUCGGUGUUAAUGAUAAAACCAAGAUUGUCGUCAGGCUAAUUGAAGCUCGUGAUGAGUGUUGAUUGUGCUCCUACCUCUUCAUUGAUAUCGCAGAGUUGGUUUCCUCUUCGAUAAUAUUAGUAUAUGGAUACUGGUCCUCAGUCCCUGUAAGAUAGUUUUAAUUCCCUUGAACAACAUUCUUGUCAACUGUAUUAUCUGACAAUAGGUAUAAGUGGUUUGACUUCUUGUACCAGUUGCUUGUACAAUAUAUCCUCAGUCAUCACAGAGGCUUACUUUUGGGGUGUUAUGUGCCAGUUAUCCCCUUUCAAUAAGGUGGUAUAAAUUUUAAGCUAUCAUCCUGUUUAUCUGUAA